Molecule: messenger RNA, 1021 nt
Organism: Strongylocentrotus purpuratus (purple sea urchin)
Lineage: Eukaryota; Metazoa; Echinodermata; Echinoidea; Camarodonta; Strongylocentrotidae
Product: scavenger receptor cysteine-rich type 1 protein M130
Exons: 4
Coding region: 143-955 (270 amino acids)
Cellular component (GO): membrane
Source: RefSeq, a predicted model, not a curated record
AUUAGCAGAUGUGGCCUGUGAGAGAAGGGGCAUAUAUCACGUAUCGUAAUAUAUAUUGGCAGCUGGUUAUUGAUAUUGGUAUUAUAGGUUACAUUUAUUGAGUGCCAUAUUGAGUGUCAUAGUCAAGAUUCGAUCAUUCAACAUGGAGUACAGGUGUAUGAUGUGGUCAUGGCGUGCAUGUCUGGUUAUGUGUUUGGUUCAUGUUGGCUCGGUAUGUGCUCAAUUGGAAGGCGACGUCCGUUUGGUUGACGGGAUCUCCAAUUCCAACCAGGGUCGAGUGGAGAUCUUUCACGAUGGUACAUGGGGUACGGCCUGCAACAAGGAUUGGGGAGACGAGGAAGCCACCGUUGUAUGCAGACAGAUGGACCUGGGCGAGGUCCUGCUCUCGAAAGCCUUCUUCGGCAACGGUUCCGGACCUAUAUACGUCGGGGCACACUGUCACGACCACGACUUCCACAUCAACGAGUGCCAUGGGAGCUGGGAAGAGGUACCGACCACAUGUACGCAUGAGGACGAUGUGGCUGUGAUCUGUUACCCGGAGAACCAUGAAGAAGCUGCUACUGGUAUAUCGCUCUGGAAUGAAAUGAUCAUCGUCAUCGCGUUUGGUGUGUUCUGUUUGCUAUUCAUCAAAGUGGUUAAAUUCUUAGAAGACAGCAAAGAUGCGGUUGAUCUAAUGGCCCUCGAGGAAGCUCGAACUGAAGACCACCCCCACGCCGCUAGCCAACACGUCAGCACCGCGGAUGAAUGUGACCUCUCAGCAAGCGAGAAAAAGGGCGUCUCAUGCCGCGAGAAGGAGGGCGUUUCUUCAAGUAAAGAUGACACCACGGCAAGUAAAUCUGACGUCGCAGGAAGCAAAAAUGACGUCAACAACAACGAGACUGAAGAAGUAGACGAGAGAUAUACUAUUUCAAAAGAUAUCCAAAGCACAGAUGUAUCUGUUCAGACUUUAGAAUGAAUGACUGUUCUUCCAUAUAAUGCAUGUAUAUAUAGUAUACAAAUAAUGAAAGUUCAUGAGUUAUUA